AUGGUACAAUACGCAGAGAAUGUGUUAUUGGAUAGAAAUAAUAUUGUCCAUUUGACUUUUAACAAAAAAUUUGCCUUGGACAAUUAUAAGCUAAUUGGUUACUUGAUUGUACGAUUUCAGGUACACCAAAAACGAAAGAAAAAGGUGUUUUUUGUUUUGUUUUUAAAAGAGUAUCACAGACCAUCAAAUAUACCUUGUGCCUAUAAGCCCAUCGCUGAACUAUGCAAGACUCCAUUGUCCAUUCAAGCCAUAGGCCAAGCAUUGUAUCGGGUCGGGUUUCCACAGGAUCUUGAUCUUAUAACACACAGUGGCUCUGGGCUCAUAAGGAUAAUACGUUAUUUGUGA
Phycomyces blakesleeanus NRRL 1555(-) is the source of this 345-nucleotide messenger RNA. RefSeq lists its product as hypothetical. Lineage: Eukaryota; Fungi; Mucoromycota; Mucoromycetes; Mucorales; Phycomycetaceae. The coding region runs from base 1 to 345 and encodes 114 amino acids. The transcript has 2 exons. The record is from RefSeq and is a predicted model, not a curated record.